AGAGGGGAGAGGGAGAGGGCAAAGGAGGAGAGCAGGAGGAUGAAGGAGGACAGGGACCAGCUGGAGAGCAAGGUGGAGCUGCUGCAGGAACGACUCAGCCGCAGAGUCAGUGAUGUGGAGAAGAGCGAGGUGAAGAGGCCCCCUCCCAGAGCCAGCAGUGUCCUGAGACAGGAGGAAGAGGAGGAGAGGGCACCAGCGCCCUCUAGUGACCACAGACAGAAGUCCCUGCGUCUGCAGGACCUGCAGGACCCCCCUCUCUCCCCCCUCCCCGUGUCCAGCGACAGCAGCCUGGACGACCUGCGUCAGUACAUCUCCAACGAGGGCAUGUCCAUUCACAAGGCGCGCCAGUUCCUGGACAGGGAGAAUGGCCGUCUGAGCAAGCGCCAGUCAGCGCUGCAGGCAGCCCAGUCCAGCUGCCCUCAGGACCCCAGCACUCAGGAGAUGUUCCGGAACCUGCAGCAGGUAAGAGAGGCCUCUGAAGUGGAGAACUUGAUGUUGACCAUCCAGAGGGGGAACGUUCUCCUGAGGACCAAAGAGGAGAAACUGCAGCAACUGGAGAACUCCGUGGUGGAGGAGCCUCUGUCUGAGGAGCUGGCCAGGAUGUCGGCCGACAGGAAGGUGACGUUCGACGUGUCCGACUCAGACCUGAGCAGCGCGGACGGCCACACCGGCACCGGCACCCACCCGACUGUUCCGGCCAAGGUGCAGCAGUUGGCCGAGUCUCUGCAGCACAUUUCCGGGCAGCUCAACACAGUCCUGGGGGCGCUGGGGUCCCUGGCCCAGAGGCAGGCUCCCUACGCCCCCUUACCCCUCCCCUUGCUCCGGGUCACCCCUACCCCCACCCCGCUGUCCUUCUCCCAGCCCCUGGCGUCCCCCUCGCUAAGCCUCUCCGGACCCUCCUGGGCCUGGGGCCCCCACACCAGCACCCUCCACAUGCCCAGCACCACCCCCACCGCCGGGCCUCCUCUGCGGGGAGCCGACGGCCUGCUGAGCAGCCGCUGGACCAAGCUGUUCCCUGGGGUAGCUGUGGAGCCCAUGGCCUCCAGCACUCUAAGGACCAGCUCUGGGUACUCAGGGUACACUCCUCACAGUGAGCAGGCUCGUAGCCUGGCGUCCAGCCAGAGGUCAGUGGAGGUGGAUGGACAGAGGCUGCAGGGGCUGAUAGACGGCAACAAGAAAUGGCUGGAGACACGCAGGAAAGAUCCCACUGUGCCGCUGUUAACACGUUAUCGAACCCCCGCCACCAUGAGUGGACUAGUCCAGCUGGGUCUGGAUGACAACAACCAGAUCAAAGUCUACCAUUACUGAGGAGGGGCCCACUGUGGAGGGGAGGGGGUGGGACCACCAAGGAACCACAACAAGCAUAACCAGCAGUACUGUCACUGCAACUAUACACUUCUGAAGGGCUACUCUGGACCAGGGCUGGAACAUUGACUUAGUCAUACAGAGCUGUGUAUCACAGAGGGCUGGAUGGGAUGGAGUGUGUGUGUGUUCUCCUGGGGGGGGGGGGGGGGGGGGGGGGGGGGUGGAGUCGUACAGGCCGAACACUUCAAGGCUGUCUGCCAUACAGCAAAGUCAUUCCAUUCUGCUGGUUGACGUGAGGGAUGUUGAGAGCCGACACAGCACACGGUCCCUUGCUGUGGUGUGCCAGGAGCCGGCCUGGCCUCGUCUCAUACAGCGAGGAACUGUCAAGCUCGUCAUCUACUGGGGCUUCAUGUUCUACUGCUGGGAGAGAGCCUGGGAGAGAGCCAGGGUGAGAGCCUGGGUGAGAGCCAGGGUGAGAGCCAGGGUGAGAGCCUGGGAG
Molecule: messenger RNA, 1804 nt
Organism: Hypomesus transpacificus
Lineage: Eukaryota; Metazoa; Chordata; Actinopteri; Osmeriformes; Osmeridae
Product: centrosomal protein of 164 kDa-like
Exons: 9
Coding region: 40-1308 (422 amino acids)
Source: RefSeq, a predicted model, not a curated record